CUUCCGUUCAUUUGUCCCACAAACCCUCAGUUAGGCUGCGUGUCCAGGACUUUGCUCAAGACUGGGGUAAAUAGACCCAUGCCUUCGUUUACUUUAGAGCCAAUUUAUUUAACAUCAGCUAUGUAACUCACUUAAAAUCUCUGAGCCUAAGGUUACCUGUCUGGGAACCGGGCAUAACAAUCCCAGCUGUCAAGGUUACCGUGGAGAAAGCCACUGAGGCAAGUGACGGGCACACCCCCACUGCCAAGGGCAGCGGCCGUGAGCGGGCAGUGGGUUUCUGCAGCGCGAAGAGGGAUGCAAUUCAUCGGUCAUCUGACAAAGCUUGCCAAGCACCUGCUCUGUGCUCAACCCUUCUAAGUGCUCUCCUGCCUACGUGCGACCCGAGAUGAGCCCCUUCUGCUGUUACGCACUCCUCAGUGUCCGUGGCCAGAGACUGCUCUCCCCUCCGCAGGAUAAAAAGGAGAUCUGAGCUCUGCUCCCUAAUCAGCUGUUGUAAUGAAGCCGACGCCUCAGUCUACGGUUCCCAGGUCCCUGCUGCUUCCAGCCUCAGGAGGGCAGAGGUCACUGGCCCCGCAGCCGCCAACACCUUUCCAAGACCAGUCUGUUCCUCUACAAAUAACAGGGGCGCUACCGAGUGCUCACCAAACUGGAAAGUUCUGCAAGUCUGUGAAUGCUGGAGGCCAUGUUGGAGUGUGGGAACCCCGGGGGUCUGGAUCCCGUCUUCCCGGCCAGCCCUCAAAGCUGACGACCAGUGUGCUUCUGGCAGGCAGACGUCAUUCCCCUGUCGGCAGAGGACAUUCUGGCUGGAGAGGGGCUCACGCUGACACCAACUGCUUGGGUGAUGGAGGAGGGACACCGGGCCGUCUGCCAACUUCCGUCACGUGCCACCGAGUCCACGAACACCAAGUCCUGAUCCGCUGCUUCUGGUUGUGGAGCCUGGGUCGCCCUUCCUCAGUCUCCCCAUCUGUAAAAUGGGUGGACCAGCAGUGCCCCUCCGUCGGAUGGUGGGGAUUAACUGAGGCAAUAUUUGCGAAGAACCCAGGGACACGGAAGGGGGCACUCUGCCUCUAUUUACCAAAUAAAACAAAAGGUAGCCUCCGCUGGAGGAGAGACCAGACCCAGACCCAGAGGGUGAGUCACCCAGAGUUAGGGUACCUUUCACACAAUCCAGGACCCUGCCCCGGUCCUGGCUGGGGAAGAGCGAGGGUCCCCUUCCCGUCCAGGCUCAGCGUCAUGAGACCCAAGUUCCGUGUUUGGAUUACAGACGUGCGAAGAAUCUGGUCAACCGAGUGGUGCCGGUCAUCAGGCUCAGUGCUACAGGGCACCUGGUGUGGCCACCGCAGGACACACACCUGUGGACCCAGCCUUGUGUCUCCCCCUCAUCUGGGUCACGCAGCUUGAACCAGAGCUGGGGACGGAGCAGGAUUCGCUCACCUCGCACGGCCCUGCAGGAGUCACGCUGGGGCGCGAGCCAUAGCUGCGGGGUGCCUGAACUAUUGUUUACUUGAUUUAAAAUUAAAUUUAAAUUAAA
This is a messenger RNA of Neofelis nebulosa (Clouded leopard), 1531 nucleotides long. RefSeq lists its product as uncharacterized. Lineage: Eukaryota; Metazoa; Chordata; Mammalia; Carnivora; Felidae. The record is from RefSeq and is a predicted model, not a curated record. The coding region runs from base 496 to 1401 and encodes 301 amino acids. The transcript has 4 exons.